UUCUUCUCCAAAACUUAAGUAGCCAAAGUUUACUAAAUCAUUUUCUUCCUAUUUAUUUCUAUUGACUUGCUCCUUCUUCAUUUAACUAUCUUUUGUAGUAUCUGCCUUAUAUACAUAUAUACAUAUACCUCACCUUUUUCCGAAAAAAAAUUAACAAAUAAUAAUAUGCUUUUAUCAUUCUUGCAUUCAAGUUCUUGCAGUCAGCUCUUUCUCGUUUUCACCGUCGAUAUUCAAUAUCUACCAUGGAUUCUUCAGAUUUUGCUUCUACCAGAUCUUUUAAGAAAGAGAUCCAAGGUCCUCGUCCCAGUCCUUUGAAGGUCCACAAAGACUCCUACAAGAUCAAGAAACCUCCGGUAGCCCCCCAACCACCGCACCACCACCAUGAACCGCCACAGCACCGGCCGCCGGUAAUAAUCUACACAGUGUCACCCAAGGUAAUCCACACAAACCCCAGUGAUUUUAUGACUCUAGUUCAACGUCUCACCGGCUCAACAUCAUCAUCAUCGAGAACGGGAACGGUAAAUACAGCAUCUAAUAACGGUAACUGUGCAGGCGAUAUAUCUCCAGCGGCUAGAUACGCGACUGUAGAGAAGAUCAGUAGGUCAUCACCAGAAGGGAAAAAUAAGAUGAUGAUGAUGAAGAUACAAAGUAAUGAAGAUGACAUGGGCCUUGUAGAGGGUUUAGAGAUAGAUCAUGUGGUGGAGAGGACCAGUCUUUUUCCGGGAAUUUUGUCACCGGGCCCCUCUUCACUGGCUCCUAUACCGCAGAGCUUCUUUUCUCCGCCGUCUGAUCCUAACUCCAUGUUCGGUUUCUUUAAUGAUUUGAGUCCAGUUCUUCACGGUAACAAGAAUUUUAUGGAGGGUAAUUACAUGCUUAGUCCUACAAACUUUAUCUUACCUUAUACCACAUCCCCACCAGCUACUACUCCGUCCAUUGACCUCUUCAACAAUUUCUUUGACCUUUAAAUUGAUAUUUGAGAAUGGAUUUUAUUUUAUUUUUUAAAGGAGAAUGGAUUUUGAUCUUUAACAAGCUCGCUCAGAUUAUGGAGAUCUAUACAUGUACAAAAAAUAGAUCCUUAUACCCCUCUUAUCAUCAUCUUUUUUCCGUUCAUUUCGUAUACAUGGAUUAUUCUGGGAGGGAAAUUAAUAAACUGGAGGACUGCUUGUUAAUCUGUUCAUGUUUAUAGCAGCUUCCAUGAUUGUGGAAGAUGAUGAGGGAGGGACAAAAAUGGUAGUUUGUAAGUUUGGAAGAGUGGGGGGUUAGAAAGCUGGAUGGUUUUUAAUGUCAUGGAUGGAAGGUAGUUGGGAACAUUGACUAACUGAAAGCAAAAUUUCUAGACCUCCUGUCUUUUGUUCCAUUAUUUAUCGUGUAUUCGUUGCAUCUACUUACAAAUUGAUUAAUCUAUUCACACAAUAAUAUUAUAUCAUCUUCUCUUUGCCGU
Molecule: messenger RNA, 1441 nt
Organism: Carica papaya (papaya)
Lineage: Eukaryota; Viridiplantae; Streptophyta; Magnoliopsida; Brassicales; Caricaceae
Product: VQ motif-containing protein
Cellular component (GO): nucleus
Source: RefSeq, a predicted model, not a curated record